CGCUCCUCGCAAGGGCACAACCCUCGAAAGCCGAGUCGCAGCAGAUCGGUUAAAUCACCCCCAAAACGCACCCACCACCACAACUCCGGCGGCGGCGACCAGACGAACACGAGCACCAAGGCGAUGGCGACUGCUCUCAACCGCGGCCUCCGCUCCGGGAUCCGCCUCCUCGCCACCGGCGCCGAGGCCUCCAAGCCAGCUUCACGUGGAUUCCAUGCUACCGGUGUGAAGAGGAUGUCAGGGCAUGGCCAUGAUGAGCCAUACUACCUCCACGCCAAGCACAUGUACAACUUGCACAGGAUGAAGCAUCAGAAGCUGACUGCAUGGACUUCGGUGCUGGGAGCUGUAAGCAUUGGUGUCGGUGUCCCGGUCUUCGCGGUCGUCUUCCAGCAAAAGAAGACCUCCUCGGGCUGAGCUUACAUGCCCCCUCCCUGGGCCUACUUGUUGGAUCUAUUUUGAAUUUAGCAUUUUGUGAAGCCAAAGCUGUCACUUCACCUUACUCUUGUUGUUUCGUGUUACUCCAUUUGCUGUUAGCAGAUGAUCUGAAUCUUAAGCUCGUUUCUUUACGGCACUGCUUUCUGUUAAUAAUACAAGUGGCUUGAACUUUCCAGGCUGUGGAGAAACCCUGCAGUGUGAUCCAAUUGUUGUUUGCGUUCC
Triticum dicoccoides is the source of this 657-nucleotide messenger RNA. RefSeq lists its product as uncharacterized. The coding region runs from base 124 to 414 and encodes 96 amino acids. The record is from RefSeq and is a predicted model, not a curated record. Lineage: Eukaryota; Viridiplantae; Streptophyta; Magnoliopsida; Poales; Poaceae. The transcript has 2 exons.